Alosa alosa (allis shad) is the source of this 7285-nucleotide messenger RNA. RefSeq names its product mucin-19-like. NCBI's taxonomy places the organism in Eukaryota, Metazoa, Chordata, Actinopteri, Clupeiformes, Clupeidae. Gene Ontology annotation, cellular component: extracellular matrix. The record is from RefSeq and is a predicted model, not a curated record. Gene Ontology annotation, molecular function: protein binding.
GGCGCUGCUCAGGCAGAGUGGAGGUGCUCCGUGAGGGAGAGUGGGGCACCGUGUGUGAUGAUGACUGGGACAUUAAGGAUGCUGAGGUCGUGUGCAAACAGCUGGGCUGUGGACCUCCUGAGGAGGUGGUCACCAACCCAAGGUACAACACCAGCGAGCCUCGUUUCGGACAGGGGUCUGGGCCAAUCUGGAUGGACGACGUAAGAUGCACUGGGACAGAGCUGACUCUGACGAGCUGCCCCUUCGGUGCGUUGUGGAGUCAUGAGGAUGCUGGAGUUAUCUGCACAGGUAACCACACCUGUGGACUGAAACUCACCUGGGUGAACCUGACGAUCGGCUCCUGCUUCGCCUCCGUGCAGCUGCCCACCUGUGAGGGACAGUGUGACUCAAGCUGUGAUGGUCGGAUCAGUAAUGGUCAAGUAGCCUUUUCACAGCGAUCUACCUGAGAAUGUGGCAGCAUCCUUGUUCCUGGAACAUGAAGUGAGCUGCAGGUGCAUAAAUACCUCAGGUGAGACGCACAAGUGCACUCAGAGGUCCUGCUGCAGCAUCAGCAGCUGUGUGUUCAUCAGGGACACCAUGCAGACAGGUACAGGUGUGCUCGUGCUCUCCUUAUGGAUGACACUGGGGCUAAUGGCAGGUCUGCCAGAGUCGGCUUCAGCAAAGAGCUUCAAUCAACGAGAGUGUAAGACGUACGGCAGUGGCAUGGUCCAGCCCUUUAACGGCAGCGCGUACCACGUGAGGACAUCCUGCUCCGUCACCCUCGUCCACUUCACCCACCAGAGCGUUGACUGUGACAUCACCGCCCAGCGAGGGCACAGUGGACUGCUGACCCGCGUCGAGGUCGUCGUCAACAAAGUCAGAACCGUCGUUCAGAACGGAACCAUCAUGGUGGAAAACCACAGGGUGUCUCUGCCAUACGACCACACCUACCAGCACGUGUUUCACUACGGAGUCCACACCAGACUGAGGAGCAAGGUCCUGCCACUGACCAUCACCUGGCACAGCACCGCCAUGGGCAUCGAUGCCCUCUGGGUGCAACUAGAGGGGAACAGCAUCAGUGGGAUGAAGGGACUGUGUGGACAUCUAAAUACUCCAGCAAAUCCUCCUCAGUUAAUCUCUGAGGCGGUGCUUGAGGACGACACGUGUGCGAUCGAAGACUCACGUGAGAAGAACAACAUGGCGUGCGGGGAGUUCAUGUCCCAUGCCAUAUCCUGCCUGAUGAACCGGGCCGAGGCCUUCUUCCACCUGUGCCAGCAGAACGCCUAUGGCUGGGCAGGUAGUGCUCACAUCACCUGUCCCUUCUUCUGGGACGUUGCUCAGAGGUGUGGACCGGCCAGCAACCUCUGGGAUGUGUGGAGAGUUGUCACACAAUGCCCCGCCCCGGACUGCCCAGGAGAGCUGACCUAUCAGGAGCUGGGAAACGCCUUUACCCCCACCUGCUCCAACCCCACCUCCCGAGCGGGCGACCAGGACGUGACCAGCACCUGUGUGUGCCCACAAGGUAAGGUACUGAAUGACCAUGCCGAGGGCCACGAUUGUGUGAGUGUCCCUGUGUGUACGGCGGCAGCAGCUACCCAUCAGGAACCCACAGAGGAACCAAGUGCCAGACAUGGUGAGGAACUAAUUGAGUGUGUGUCUGGAAAGUGGCGGUGUUCUGAAGACAUCUGUCCUAAGAAAUGCUCCGUUGAGUCCCAGUUUGUGACGUCUUUCGAUGGCAAACACUUCAGACUGCCAGGCAAAUGCUCUUACGUGGCAGCACAGGGGUUGAACUGGACGCUUACCAUUCAAACCACGGACUUCUCUGAGAGCUACGUCUUCACCCACUCAAGGGUGAUGUUUCAGAAUGAAGAAAUCAGAGAGCGGCAUCAAACCGCUUUUGUCACCGUUUUCUGGCAGUCCUCCAUGUUUGUUCAGGUCCUGGCCCUCUCAGGCCUCACCAUACAGGUGCAAAUGGCCCCCGAGAUCCAGGUCUACGUGUCCUUGCCUACAGAGCAAAAUGGAACCACCACAGGCCUUUGUGGGAACUUUAACGGGGACUCAGGGGAUGACUUUACCACCAGCAGCGGCAUAGUGGAGAACUCUGCGGAGCCCUUUGCCCUCUCCUGGUCCCUAGAGAGCUGUGAGCCCAACAUCAACCCCCUCUGCAUUAACAUGGACAGCGAAAUAUUUGCUGAUGAGCACUGCAACCAGCUGAGGGAUCCUCAUGGGAUAUUCAGCUUCUGCCACAGUCAUGUUCCAUACGACCACUAUUAUCAGGCCUGCCUCAGUAAAACAUGCCACUGCCAGUCGGGGCUUCAGUCGUGUCUCUGUGUCGCCCUCGGCAACUACGCCAAAGCCUGUGCUUCUGUUGGGGCCUCUCUGGGAGACUGGAGAGCAGCAGCCAACUGCAAUUUGAGUUCUGCAGUGUGCAGCACCGGCUGCUAUUGUCCAGAUGGCCAGUAUGAGGACCACAAGGGAAUGUGUGUGUCUGAGGACAACUGCACAUGUGUGUUUAGCGGGAGUGUGUACGGCCCUGGGGAGAGGGUAGAGACCAACUGCAAGAUAUGCACCUGCAGUGGAGGGCAUUGGACCUGCACUGGAGAGUCGUGCCCAGGACGGUGCCAGGUGUUUGGUAACGGUCACUACCAGACCUUUGACUCCAGGUGGUUCAGCUUCGAUGGGAACUGCCAGUACACCCUGCUGGAGGAUGGCUGUGGGAGGGGCAAUGGGCAGUUUGCUGUCAGAGUGGAGAGCAUUCCCUGCUGUGAUGAAGAGCUGACCUGCUCCCGCACCAUCACUCUGGACCUGCUGGAUGAGGUGUCGCUGGUGCUGGAGGACAUGUCUGUGUCCUCCAGGUCCUCCAACACAGGGGGAGAGAUGCUGUACUCCGUCCACACAGUGGGGCUCUACAUCGUGGUGUCCGUACCGCGCCCAGGCCUCACACUCAUCUGGGACAAACACACACGCCUAACCGUGCUGCUGGAGGCAAGGUUGAGGGGUCAAGUGUGUGGCCUGUGUGGGAACUUUGACUGCGAGGCCAACGACCUGAUGAGUAGCGGCUCGUUGCUGGCGUCCAGUGCACUGGAGUUUGGGAACAGCUGGAAGACGGGCACGCCACCCUGUUCCGACGUGACGACCGAGACCUUCCCCUGCCAACGCCACUCCUACUGCUCCAACUGGGCCGAGAGACGCUGCAUGAUCAUAACUGGAGACACCUUCAAGGAGUGCCACUUAAAGGUGGACCCUGAUCCGUACUACCAGGCCUGUGUACUGGAGGCAUGCUCCUGUGAGUUCGAGGGCAAGUUCCUGGGCUUCUGCACGGCUGUGGCAGCUUACGCUGAAGCCUGCAGUGAGCAGAACGUCUGCGUCCACUGGAGGACUCCAGAUCUGUGCCCUGUGUUCUGUGACUACUAUAACAGGGAGGGUCAAUCUAGCUGGCACUAUGACCCAUGCGGAAAAGUACCAACCUGUGGAAGAAACUACAAGUUCAAUGGCACACUGGAAGGCUGCUACCCCAGGUGUCCUGCAGAGGCGCCAUACUAUGAUGAGAACACCGGGAACUGCACCACACGGCAGAACUGCACCUGCCUCUUCAAUGGUACAGUCCUAACACAUGGCACUGGAGUGAGCACGCCCAGUGGACACUGCACAUGCACAGAUGGAACCAUGAAGUGUGAGCCAUAUCCUACAACAACACCACCAACAACACCCACAACAACCACAACCACAGAACCACCAACUACAACGGAAACAACAAUCUCAACCACAGAACCACCAACCACAACAUCAAUAACAACCUCAACCACAGAACCACCAACACCAACUACAAUAUCACUCAACCACAGAGCCACCAACACCAACCACAACAUCAAUAACAACCUUAACCACAGAACCACCAACUACAACAUCAAUAACAACCACAACCACAGAACCACCAACACCAACUACAAUAGCAACGACAAGCUCAACCACAGAAUCACCAACAACAGCACCAACAACCACCACUGUGGAAACCACAACACCUACAACUACAACAGCAACAACGUCAACAACUGCAAUAGUGACCACAGACUGGUCAACCAUGGAACCAACAACAACCACCACCACAACAGAAACUUCAAAAACUACAACUACACCAUCAACAACUCCUACAACAACUACAACCGUGGAGCCAACAACAGCAUCAUCAGCCACAACAACUACAAGGACAUCCACAACCACUAUGAAACCUCCGACUUCAACUUUGUCCACAAGCACAACUAUGGAAACAACUGCAACCACAACUACAACUGUGGAACCAUCAACAGCUACUUCAUCAUCAACAAACCAACUACAACAACAAACAAACAGUCACACCAAACUGCAAUAGUCAACCACAGACCCAACAGACUGGUCAACCAGAUGGAACCAACAACAACCACCACCACAACAGAAACUUCAUUUACAACUGCAUCAUCAACAACUCCUACAACAACUACAACCAUGGAGCCAACAACAGCAUCAUCAGCCACAACAAUGGCAACCACAACCACUAUGAAGCCUCCGACUUCAACUUCGUCCACUAGCACAACUAUGGAAACAACUGCAACCACAACUACAACUGUGGAACCAUCAACAGCUACUUCAACAUCAACAGUAGAACCUACAACGGAACACACUACUUCAACGUCUAUAACUCCUACAGCCACAUCCAUGCCUACAACUGCAAAGACUUCAACAACCACUUCCAUGGAAACAACAUCUUCAACUGUGACCACCACAACUACUAUGAAACCUUCAACUUCCGCAAGCACGCCAGAAGACACAACAUUUGAAACAAGGGAGCCUUCAACACCUAAAACCACUUUGACCACAAGGGUAGCGUCAACAAUAACUACCACAGUAUCAACCACAGUGGAGCCCACAACAGUGGUAACUUGGGAACCAACGUCAGAGAUAUUCACAUCCUCAACCAUGCAGUCCACAACUACAGUAUUAUCAACCUCAACAGCCACAACAGCGCCUACCACCAUAAGGCCUACAACUACGACGGCUCAAACAACUUCAACCACAGAACCCACUACAACUACGAUACGAUCAACACCAGCGCCUACCACUGUGAAGCCUACAACUACGACGGCUCAAACGACUUCAACCACAGAACCCACUACAACUACAACUACGACUACAACUACGACAGCUACGGUUCAACCAACGGUUCAAACAACUACACCUGUGUGUGAGUGCAGGGGCGUGCGGAGGAACGAGAGCUGGCCGUGCGGGGCGAGGUGGACGGAGGACUGUUCUCAUAGAGAGUGCCGUGGUGGGGAAAUCGUCAUGACCCCCGUGACCUGUCCAGAGAGUCCAGUGCCAGCAUGCCCUCGUGGGGACGUGGUCACGGUUGAGGGGGAGUGCUCCUGUAGGACUUACACGUGUAACUGUCGGUGUGAGGUGUACGGCGACCCCCACUACAUCAGCUUCCAGGGCACCACCUACGACUUCCUGGAAAAUUGCACCUACACGCUGGUCCGGGAGCGGUUGCCACGGUACCAGCUCAGCAUCGUGGUGGACAACUACUUCUGCAUCCCAUGGUUGGCAGGGUCCUGCACGAAGGGCAUCAUGAUGACGUUCCGAAACCACACCAUCACCCUCAGCAUCCAGCAGGAUCAAAACAGAGUGGCCGCCACCCUGAACCAGGUCGCUGUGCGCCCCCCCUACGAGGAGGAUGGCAUCCGCUUCGAGACCACGGGACUCGUGGUGUCUGUCUACAUCGAGGAGAUCCGCUCCCACGUCUCACUGACCCCCUCAAACACGCUGGUCGUCAGCCUGGCCAUGGAGCACUUCCUGAACAACACAGAGGGACAAUGUGGUGAGUGUGGAGGCAGCUCUUGUGUGCGCCCUGGUGGUGUGAGAGAGAAGGACACGUGCUGUCCAAAGACUGCAGCGGACUGGAUCCAUCCUGACCCCCGUAAACCCUACUGCACCUCCACACUACGAAACAUGCCCUGUGACUUACCCCCUGCACCAACACCAACUACUGACUGUCCCCCUGCUCCCAUCUGUGACAUCCUCAAACACUCUGUGUUUGCAGCAUGUGGAGAGGUUGUGGAUCUGGCAGAGCUGGAGCGUAGCUGCCAGUUUGACGUGUCCUGUACGCAUCAGAACAUGUCCUGCUCAGUGCUGGCGCAGGCUGCUGAGGAGUGCAAGAAGGAGGGCUUCUGUGUGGAGUGGCUCCACCUCACCAACGGCAUCUGUGACGUGUCCUGUCCAGAUGGGUUGGUGUACCAGGAGUGCCGUAACCACCUGGAUGACCACUGCAGUGGAAGUCUGCGUGUGUCUGGUCGUGUCCUGGAAGAGAUGAGGUCCGGCUGCUUCUGCCCAGAGUCCCAGUUACGAGCCGGGGAGCACAAUGACGUGUGUGUGGACACCUGCACUGGCUGUCAAGGUCCGUAUGGGGAGCCAAUGCAGCCUGGUGACACCUGGGAGUCCGGCUGUAAGAUCUGUACCUGUGAUAACCGGACCAGAACCACCGAGUGCCAGGACCGGCUCACUCUCCCUGCCCCCCUCUGCAGUCCAGACUCCAUGCUGGUGACAGGCUGCUGUGGAGUCCAGACCUGUGUGGAGAGGACAUGUCCGUACAAAGGACACACUUAUGAGGUUGGAGAUCGCUGGUCAGACCCCUCAGAGAAGUGUGUGUUAUUUAGCUGCACCAGCAGCGGCACCGUUAUGGAGAAGAAAGUGUGUCCUCAGGAGAACUGCCCAGAGGAGCUUCGUAUCUGGGAUGAGCACCACUGCUGUUAUUUGUGUAACCACACCUGUGGCCUGAGACUCGCCUGGGUGAACCUGACGGUCGGCUUCUGCUUCGCCUCAGUGCAGCUGCCCACCUGUGAGGGACAGUGUGACUCCCGCUCUAGGUGGAUUGUGGAGGGCGGAGUCCUGCAGGUGGAGGGGGUGUGUCCUCUGUGUCAGGAGGUCUUUUGGGAUGAGCGUGUCGUCUACCUGACGUGUAACGGACACACACCCACACCAUUCCGCUACAGACACAUCACUUCCUGCCACUGUGCUUCACACCUGAGCACACCUGAGCUACAGGCUUCAAACUAGAGGUGGAAAACGCUGGCUUCAGAAAUUAAACGACUUACCAUGUGUUGGUUCUACCUGUGCACCUAACACAGGCAAUUUCAUUAAUUAGCUGACCUACCUGGCUGAGGAGUAGUGCUAAUUAGAAUCAGUUCGUUUCUAGUGAAUAGUAGAAACAAAAUAUGGGAUAUAUAGGAGAUUUAUAUAUAAUAUGAAGGGUUCAGAUGCAAAAGCCUCUAAAUGCCAC